This is a messenger RNA of Apodemus sylvaticus (European woodmouse), 1358 nucleotides long. RefSeq names its product membrane-spanning 4-domains subfamily A member 6C-like. The transcript has 7 exons. Gene Ontology annotation, biological process: cell surface receptor signaling pathway. The record is from RefSeq and is a predicted model, not a curated record. Bases 116 to 769 code for a protein of 217 amino acids. Gene Ontology annotation, cellular component: plasma membrane; trans-Golgi network. NCBI's taxonomy places the organism in Eukaryota, Metazoa, Chordata, Mammalia, Rodentia, Muridae.
AGGAACCAACGAUCAGACUGAGAGAACCGAGAGUUAAGGCUUUUAGGGUUCCUGAGAGCUCAGCUGCAAGUGACUGGGUGACAAGGCACACAGGCUCAGCUGUGGGAGCUUCAUCAUGAUUCCACAAGCAGAGAACAAUGAGACCAUCACAGACAUUUCACCAAAUGGAAUCAACUUUCCCCAAACAGACAAACCCGAGCCUACCUACCAGUGGCAAGAUAUCCUGAAGAAACAUCUAAAGCCUGAGAUCAAAGUGAUGGCGGCAAUCCAGAUCAUGUGUGCUGUGAUAGUGCUGAGUCUGGGAAUAAUUUUUGCAUCUCUUCCACCAGUCCCACAUUUUACCUCAGUGAUUUCAGUCCUGUUAAAAUCUGGAUACCCAUUUGUCGGAGCUUUGUUUUUUAUUGUCUCUGGAAUUUUGUCCAUCAUUACGGAGAGAAAGUCAACAAAGCCUUUGGUAGAUGGAAGCCUGACUCUGAACAUCUUGAGUGUGUCAUUUGCUUUCGUGGGCAUUGUUAUCAUCUCUGUCAGCCUCGCUGGUUUGCAUCCUGCCUCAGAGCAGUGCAUGCAGAGCAAGGGACUUAGACCAACAGAAUAUCAUUACUACUACCCUUCCUAUAGCUCAGACAGAAAUGAAUGCAUCACCGCCAGGUCUGUUUUGGCUGGAGCCCUUUCAGUGAUGCUGAUAAGCAGUAUGUUGGAGCUUGGUCUGUCUUUGUUCUCUGCCAUGCUGUGGUCGAAAGAGUGUGUUCUGAAUUCCCUUGGAAUGUGAUUUUCCUGUCUUAUAACUCCAAUAACGAAGCCAAUAUGGAAUCAAAGGCACUUUGUAAUCAUGCCUAUGAGGAAUGAUUCGUUUGUUAAGAAAAAGAAAAGAAAAGAAAAGAAAAUACUCCCCAAAUAAGUUGGAAUUAUAAAGUAAAGGGCAUGGGUUCAUGACAAUGCAGAUAAUCCAACCAUCACAAGGUAGCAAUGUUUGUUACUUAAAAUGUAGACUUUAUACAGUGAAUUCCAGUGUGGGUUGAAUAGGUGUGUUAGUGGCACCCUAUUGAUUUUCAUGACCUUGGCUGCAGCCAAAGCUCAGACCUACAAAUAGUGACCAAAGUCCCAGAUAUUUCUCAGAAAACUAACAGCAUGUUUCAGGGCAUUGUGGUGGAGCAAAGGGACAACAUUUUGUCCCCUGCAAUUAACAGCAACAGUUGACCAUUUACAGUCUUUGUAUUCAGAAUCCCUGUAAUGUCAUGGGUCUUUUAUCAUAUCAACUUUAUUUACUAGUGCAUAGAAACAAGUGACUCACAAUGAAAUCUCAAGGAGUGUUAAAGCUGUUGAUAAAAAUAAAGUAUUUUUUGAUUGUGUGUUCUAUA